GCGUAAAAGUUGUGGAAAUUUUUAACUUCUGACGUGUCGUUACUAUUUUUAUAAUUGAGCUGCGGUUACUUAUAUAGAAAAUGGACCCACAUGUCAUCUUAUUUAUUAUUUUCCUUGGAACUUCUUGUAUCAAAGUAAAUGCAGGACAACAUAUUUGUGCAAGCACGUGUGAAAACGGGUGUGACUUCUUUACACGUGCAUGCAACAACUGCACAAACAGCCGAUAUGACCAAUUUUGUGAUGGCAAGUGCAGUCCAUUUUGCGUCAACUCUUGCGACAGAUAUACGGGAAACUGUGAUUCAUGCAUACAAGGAAAAUAUGCAUCCUGGUGUAUCGAGUCGUGCAGCGAAGGUUGCAGUUCUGGGUGUGACAUGGAAAAUGGGAAUUGCUUUCUGUGCAAAGUUGGCUGGUAUGGGAUAUGGUGUAACACACCUUGUCCUAGUGGUUGUUAUGGUGAAUGUAACAGGAUUACAGGUGAUUGCUUAAAAUGUAAGACAGACUUCUUUGGUCGCCAUUGCAAUGUUCCUUGUGUUGAGACGGGUUGUCUUGAUGGGUGUGAUAAAUAUUAUGGCAUAUGUAACUCAUGCCAGUCAGGUUUCUACGGCGAGUCUUGCAAUAUCAAAUGUACGGACACUUGUAUGCAAUCAAAAUGUGAUUCUUUUUCUGGCAAUUGUAUUGACUGCAUACAAGGGUAUUAUGGUUUGAAAUGUAACCAGUCACGUCCAGAACACUGUAACGGAAUCUGUAACUUUCAAACCGGAAGUUGCUUUUCGUGUGUCAAUGGAUAUUUCGGUGAACAUUGUACCGAUAAGUGUCCAGAGAAUUGCAAAGGUACAUGUGGUGCCAACGCGAAGUGUUUUUCUUGUAAAAACGGCUUCUUUGGUGACAGAUGCCAAAAUACAUGUUCACAACAUUGUAGUUGGUCAUGCAAUCAACAGACUGGAGAAUGUUUCACUUAUAGGGAUGGUUACUGGGGUGAAACCUGUCAGGAGUCUUGUGGUGAACAUUGCACGGAGCCAUGUCACAAGAACAAUGGACAUUGUUAUACCUGUCACUCAGGAUGGUAUGGGCAGUCCUGCGAACAAUCAUGUCCAACAGCUUGUCAAAAUACGUCGUGCUUAGCAUCAGGUGUAUGCCAAUCAUGCAUAACCGGUUUUUAUGGAGAUAAAUGUGAAAAGCCAUGUACCAAUUGUGUAAAUGAUACAUGCAGACAAUCAGACGGGUUUUGUGUAUAUGGAUGUACCAAUGGGUCUGACUGUAAAACUAUGGUUUCAACGACGAUAGGAACCAGCCUUAUUACGACUAAUGCAACUGUUACCAGUCGAGUAAGCACAGGGACAACAACUGGUUAUUUGACAUUGUGGCCAGUCUCUACAACUGAACAUACCUCUGCAACUGAAACAUUCUCAACACAGACUACAACAGAGGUGUCAAAGCCGUCUGAAUCGGGGGAUAGUAACGUGUUGAUCGUCAUUACAUUGAUAGUAUCUGCGACAUUGGUAUUAGUAUGUGUUGGUGUUGCCAUAUACUGUAUACGGAAAAGAAAGCAUGGCAGUAAACCCAAAGAGGAGCCAGAAACAAGUAAACAUGUCUACACAAAUGCAUAUGAUGACAUACAAGAGGAGUAUGCGGAGAUUGGGACUCCUAGACGGGAAUCGUUAUCAUAUGAUGAUAUAGAAAAUGUUAUAGAAGAACAACAGUCACCUGUAGAUCACUAUCAACGUAUAGACGAUGUUUUGGGAUCCACUGGUGAAACUAAACAAGAAACGAUGGUAAAAGCAGUUCAUGGUCCGUCUGGAAACAACGUUGACAUUGUAACGGCAAAUGCGAUUGCCGCCUCACAUGUUGAUAAAAAUGAAUUGAAUACAGAUACUAUGGUCAAUUCAGAUCAGAUUACAGACCUUCGAACCGAUGCGUGUCUAUCAACAAACAAUACUGGUGAUUCAUCUGGAUCAAUGAGUAAUUCAUCUUUGGGUUAUACCCAAGUGCUUUUAGGAAAUGAAACUGCUUCGUCAGAAAUACUUUAUAAGUUUCGUGAGCCGAAACGUGACACUGUAUCUAAUUUGAGUGAGGCGACAGACCUGCGUGUCAGUGCAUGUCCAAGAACAAUGCAUGCAAGAAUUUCGUCAUCCGAUUUAAGUAUCACUGCAUCAGAUUAUACUCAGGUGUUUCCUGCAAAGGACUCAAUUCCUUUACAAGAUUUGAAUAUGUUGCCUUAUUCAAGAAUAAACACUUAUGCACCAGGUGAAAUGUUUCAACGCCAUGCGGAUGCAUUAAGAAAAGAACAUCAUACUGGUUUUCGGUCUUCUGAAUCUAGCAGUACUUUGUCUCGAGAUUAUGCCCUAGUGUUUCCACCUAAAUCUUCAGACAAAAGUCACAUACUUGAUAUUGCAAUGGACAAUCAGAGUGAUAAUGAUUUUAGUGAACGUUAUCGUACAGUGGAAGAUUUCCAAAAUCGGAGAGAAUAUGUUAAACAAGGGAAAGAAGAAGACUUCCAAAAUCGGGGGGAAUCUGUUAAACAAGGGAGAGAUUCGAAAUGUUCUGAUUAUGCAAGCGUCAACUAAUGUCAAUAACAUUGAGGAUCGCAGACUUUGUUGAUACCUACAAAUUAAUAUAUAAAGACAUUGUUAUCUAAUGAACGUAUAAUGUGCUCAAGGGUCAAGUCUUUAGAAGGAGCUUACGU
Ruditapes philippinarum (Manila clam) is the source of this 2683-nucleotide messenger RNA. RefSeq names its product multiple epidermal growth factor-like domains protein 10. The transcript has 5 exons. The record is from RefSeq and is a predicted model, not a curated record. Gene Ontology annotation, molecular function: scavenger receptor activity. NCBI's taxonomy places the organism in Eukaryota, Metazoa, Mollusca, Bivalvia, Venerida, Veneridae. The coding region runs from base 81 to 2564 and encodes 827 amino acids.